Molecule: messenger RNA, 2642 nt
Organism: Cuscuta europaea
Lineage: Eukaryota; Viridiplantae; Streptophyta; Magnoliopsida; Solanales; Convolvulaceae
Source: the annotation of a GenBank genome assembly
UAGCUUUGGAGGUCACCGUAGGUUCACCAAUGAAAUUUUGAUCGACAAAAGAGCAAGAGAAGUUGAGAGAGUCUCUCUGUAGCCAAUCGGGCUGUUCUUCUCCGCCAGGUUGGCACCACCACUUGCGGUGGCCGCCACCGCCGGGGCCCUCCUGGCUCCGGCGGGUCUCCGGUUUUCUUGCUUGAUUUUUGAGAUUGUUUCUUAACUACUUUUGGUGGUUUGGAUGCAGCAGGAACUGUGAAUUUCGUGCUGUGAGCUCGCCGGAAAAAAUGGAGGAUGUCGAGCUGAGCUUUGUGGGGUGGGAAAAAUCUGGCUUUGAUCUUGAAACUGCUAACCUGGAUCCGGUGGUUACUCUACUGCUGGUUUGUGCUUUGGGGGAUGACCAUUGAGGCCUUGGUCUGUCGCAACCGGAGUGAAAACUUUCCGGCGUCUGCAGCGUCUUUCGACAUGGCGCCGGUACGGUUGCGGGCUCUUGGUAUUCUGAGGAAGUGGGGGGAGGCUUGCCAAGGCGAAUCGGAGUCCGGACAGUUUCUUCAAGGUAUGUUCUUGUUUCUCCUGCUGCUUUGAAAACGAACUCUUCUCGAUGGUCACCCCCUAAAAACUUGAACUCGCUUCUUGUUCGUCAACCAGAUUGGUUUCGUUUUUGGGUUUAUUGCUUGUAUGAACUUUCACCUCGAGUUUUGGUUUUGUGUUCGAAAUUUCUCCGGUCUCGUCGUGUAAAUGAUUUGAGGGUUCUGGGUUGGUUUUGUUUUGCUUUGACCGGAGGACCACCUGUCUCCUCUUAGCCGGAAGUUUUUGCCCCUAUUCGGACCUGCGAUCUUCUUGAUAUCCGGACUGAUUACCACUGCGCUUGGCCUCCGGAGAGGGUAGGGAGUGACGAUUGUGGGAAGGAAUGGGGAAGAGGGGGAUUCUGGAACGACGUUGGGGGUCUCUUCUUUCUGGCGAGGAGUAUGGCUUUGGUCUGAGGUAUGAGAGGGUUGCUCUGUUUCUUUUUUAACUCUUGGUCUGCAAGAGAAGAUGACCGGGGAAGAUUGGUGCGAAUAUAGUCGCUUCUCACUCUCGGCUACUGAUGGCACGCCUUCACUCUGCCGACGCAUCUACGCCGCCGGGGAUUGCCGGGACCCGGCGGGGAGGGGGUGGAUUUUGGGGUUUUCGUGCUGGCUUUUAGUUACUCUCCGGCUGGCUACUAUUACUCCUCCGCCGAUGCCGCUGGGUUGGCUGCCGGAGCCCGGUGGGGGUGGGGGGGAUCGUCGUUUGGGAGGUGGCAAGUUCAUCCGUCUGAGAUUUGGGUUUCCAAUGGUCCGCCGUCGUUGUUUGGAUGCUGCUUCGCCGGUGUAAACGAGGGAAGUCCGACGUCAUGGCUGACGCAGCAACUGGCGUGCUCUGAUUGGCCAGCUGGUUUCUGACAAAACCUGCCCGUCCUUGACCGUUCUGUCGAGUACUGUUGAAACACGUGGGAUUGAAUUUUGAACCGUUGCGGCGCGGAUGAGAACAAAAUGCUAAGGCUGGACGACUUCUCCAAACCCUAGGCCGUUGCUGGGUUGCGGACAAUGGUGGGCUGGGCUUCGCUGCUGCUGAAGAAAAUUAGUGGACCGCGUUUUUGCUGUUGAAUUUAACGCUGGGCUUGGGUUUUUCCGAACCCAGUUGAUGUGAUGGACUGUUUUGAUUGCCUUUGGACUGUUUUUGCUGAUGGUUUUUGUUACUAAGCCGGGGUCUGUCCCGUGCUAGUUGUUGGACUUAUUUUUGCUACGUGCUGGGGCCUGUCCCGUGCCGUUUUGACUCCAAAAAUUUCUCUCUUCCCCCCUUACCGCGAGGUGGGGGGGUGCGGAUACGGUAGAUACUUUUUUAGGUUAGCUUGCUAGCUUAGAUAGUUUUGAUGCAUUGUACAUGCUAUUUUUUGGAUCUAUAUACUUACAUUUUAUCCAUUGAUGACAAAAGAGCUUUAGGAUUGGCUACAGGAUCAAAAGAAGACAAAUAGAGCUUGAAAACGAUGUUCAGAAUGUCUUUAUGUCAAUCAUUCAAACAUAUCUCUUUGUAGAAGCAUCCAAAGGACACGAUUCAAGUUGCAUAUGAAAUCCAACUUCAAGGGCUAUAAAUCAUAUGAAGACACCAUUGCAAGAAUCUGAGAGGAAGAAGGUGAAAACAGACGAUGAAGUCAGAUGAUCCCUGUUGCGAUUUCAGAAUGAGACCUUCCACAAGUUUAUUCAUAUCUCUUUAUUAGAUGAUUCAAAUCCAAUUCGGCAAGUUGUGGUGGAUAGACGACUUCAUUAUCUACAACUUGCAUGAAGAAAGUUUUGUCAAAUUCGAACUAGAGAAGCCGGAAAACACACUGGCAGCCACUCACGCGUGUGUGUGGGGGACGCACGCGUGCGUCUAACGUUUUUUACGCGCAAGUCUGUCGGAAGCACGGACGCCACACACGCGUGCGUGGGCGCCAUGCGUGCCCCCUGGAGUCCUAAUUUCGCCCGAAUUGCUCCGUUUUUACUAUUUAAACAUCCUGUAAACCCCUGUUUUGAUGGGGGGAGCUUAGAGAGAGGCCUAGGGACGAAAUUUCUUCUACUUUUCCAUCUUGUUCUUCAAUUCCCUUGGAUUUUUUUGUAAGUUCCAUCUUUUUAAUUAAUGAUAAUUAAUUCUAUUCUUCC